AUGCCGAGCACAGAAAUCCUCUGCAGACCAGACCGUCUCUUUUCCGGUUUGGCCUUCGUCGGCCGGAUCCCGGUUAUGACCGGAGCUUUCAUGGACUCCUCACCCAAUGAUGACUACAGCGGGGAACACUCUCUCUUCAACUCCUCGGCCAGCGUCCAUGCCGCUGCCUUGGCUGGCUCCGUACAAGGUCAGCAGGAUGAGUCCCAGUCCAUGUCCAGUGACGCCAUCUGGCUCUGGAUCGCCAUUAUCGCCACUAUUGGAAACAUAGUGGUGGUGGGCGUUGUCUACGCCUUCACUUUCUGA
Molecule: messenger RNA, 303 nt
Organism: Pleuronectes platessa (European plaice)
Lineage: Eukaryota; Metazoa; Chordata; Actinopteri; Pleuronectiformes; Pleuronectidae
Exons: 2
Coding region: 1-303 (100 amino acids)
Source: RefSeq, a predicted model, not a curated record